UCCGCUCACACGUCACUGACUGCUGUCGAGAACGCGCGUGGGUCGCGUGCACGUCAUUAUGAACUGCGCUGGCUUUGGGGUGUUGUGAAUAAAUUCUUCGUUUUUUGGACCAGCGUUUAUUUAGCCUUAUGUUUUAGUGAACCUAGCGGUUAAACAGAGAGAGAGAGAGAGAGAGAGUCGACACAACAAGAAAAAUGAAUGAGCCCGAGGGACUGCGGUUCAGGAGGUUAAACAGACCUCAAAUAAUUACUGACGAAACCCAUGAACCCCAGUACAAAAACACAAGCACUUACAGUGGGAAGGUGUUUCGUGUGACGUUACUCUCACUGGUGGCUUUCCUGCUUUUCCCACUGCUGGUCCUUAUUUUCCUGAUUGAUUCUCCCAUUCAACCAGAGGCCUUCAGUCUCAAUGAACCGCCUCUUAUGACUGGCUGUUACGAGCCCAACCUGAAACUCAGACAGGCAGAGCGACUGUUCGAGGAGCGGCUCAUCGGCCCAGAAUCCCUUGCCAAUAUUGGAGAUGUUUUGUACACUGGGACGGCUGAUGGAAAGAUAGUCAAAAUCGAGGGAAAGAACAUUCAUGUAUUAGCAACACUUGGCAAGCCACCAUGUGGCUCUCAUGAGCAUGAACACACUUGUGGACGUCCUCUGGGAAUCCGCGUGGGACCCAAUGGCACCUUGUUUGUCACUGAUGCCUAUUUGGGACUGUUUGAGGUCAACCCUGUCACAGGUGAGGUACAAUCUCUGGUGAGCACAGGGAAGAUGAUCGGUGGUCGACGUCUGGGCUUUGUGAAUGAUCUGGAUGUUACUCAGGAUGGGAAAAAGGUGUACUUCACUGAUUCCAGCAGCAGGUGGCAGCGCAGAGACUUCAUGCACCUGAUCAUGGAGGCCACAGCAGAUGGACGUGUGCUUGAGUACGAUACAGAGAGCAAGGAAGUUUCCGUGAUGAUGGAGAACCUGAGGUUUCCUAACGGCAUCCAGCUCUUCCCUGAUGAGGAGUCUGUUCUAGUGGCUGAAACCACAAUGGCGAGAAUAAGGAGAGUUCACGUUUCUGGCCUCAAUAAAGGAGGAAUGGAUACCUUUAUAGACAACCUCCCGGGAUUCCCUGACAACAUUCGACGCAGUUCUUCAGGAGGAUACUGGGUGGCCAUGUCUGCUGUGCGACCCAACCCCGGCUUCUCUAUGCUGGACUUCCUGUCUCAAAGACCCUGGAUAAAGAAGUUCAUAUUUAAGCUCUUCAGUCAAGAAACUCUGUUGAAGUUUGUGCCGCGCUACAGCCUGGUGGUAGAGCUCCAGGACGGUGGGACGUGCGUUCGUAGCUUUCACGACCCGCACGGCAUGGUGGCGGCCUACAUCAGCGAGGCACACGAGUACAACGGCUACCUGUAUCUGGGCUCCUUCCGCUCCCCUUAUCUGUGCAAGCUGGAUCUGAGCAAAGUGUGAAACAUGCCAGAGAACACGUCACAAUCCUGACAGAUGCUCAGCUUGAGUCAUUUCACUGUGGCUUCCAAACAGAUCCCGAAGCAAUUAACACAAGAACACUUAUCAAAUUCUUCCAUAUUAUACCAAACACAGUCCCUUCAUUUUAUCCCAUCCUCUUUAUUUAGGUCUGACAGAUGCCUGUUUUUGUUCCAUUAACCUGUGGUGGGUGACUUUCUUUUUUUAGAGAUGUGUGGUGCAUAAUAAGCUCUCUGGUAGUGUUUUUUUUUUUUUUUUUUUUUUUAAUCAAAAGAUGUGCCAUUACUAUUUUUAUUUUUCUCCCUUGUGACAGAAAUAGUCGUUUCUGUACUUGUUUUAUUUGCACUGAUCAUCAUCUGGUCCUUAAAAUAGAGCUGCCAACUGUUUCUCUUAUAAAGGCGCUGUGAUACAAAUCAAGACGACCUAUAAAAACUAGAACUCCUGUGGGUGGCCGCAUAAGGAUGUUGUUUUGGGGAAGUGAAAGAGUAUUUUCAUUUGAUUAUAAUAUGAAUCUACUACAACAUUACGCUAAAAUUAUUUCUGUUUUUAAGAAUGUGUGAAUGUCUUGAUUUAUUUUUAAUUAACAGAUGGAAGGUAUUAAUUCCUUAUUUCAUUGUUGUUUGUAUAUGUUGCAGAAAUGAGGGAUGCGUCACUCUUGGCUGAUAAAUGCUGCUGGCUUUAUAAUAUUUAGCACACCCUUACACAAGUAUCUGUGUUUUCCAUUCAUACAGUAAAUUAUAUGAUGUCUACUAAUGAUCAGCAAUAAUGCAGCGGUUUUUAACUGGUGGGUCACGGCUCAUUUGAUAAGACAAUGGUGAAAAAAAUUAGUCCUAAAUUGAAAUAAUAUAUUAAAUGAAACAUAUAAUCUUGCAUAAUUGGGAAAGCAAAAUGAAUUUGCUUGACUUUUUUAUUUUUGCAUUCCUGUAGUUUAAACAGUACAGCAUGAUGUUAGCAACGCCAUGGUCAUGGGUUCGAUUCCCAGGGAAUGCAUGAACUGGGAAUGGAGACAGUGCAAAUCACUUUGGAUUAAAGCUUCUGACAAAAGUAA
Molecule: messenger RNA, 2505 nt
Organism: Pimephales promelas (fathead minnow)
Lineage: Eukaryota; Metazoa; Chordata; Actinopteri; Cypriniformes; Leuciscidae
Gene: apmap
Product: adipocyte plasma membrane associated protein
Cellular component (GO): endomembrane system
Molecular function (GO): arylesterase activity
Source: RefSeq, a predicted model, not a curated record